CCUCUCCUGUUCAUACCUAUUAGAUAGUAUAUGCCCGCGCAUGCCGCUACUAGUUGGUAAAGCUAUUUCCAUGAAAUUAAAUUGAAAGAAUUCGUAAAUGGACCUCCGAAUAACUUCAAUCAUUUUCAUAUUAAGCCAGCUAUGGAUGCUUAGUAAAGCCGAUUUCCAAAAUGACUUUCAAGGUAUCGCUCGUGGAUCCAAUAUCUUACUUCAAUGGGACCCAGUCAACGAGACCGACUAUCCCCUCAUGGUUCGCACAAGACUUAUCAAUCAGACCAGCGAAUAUGGUGCGGAUUCGAUAGAAGCGAACAUAGCGAUCAAUCUUAACAGCACUUCCUUUCUCUGGAAGAGCGUGCCAUAUCCUCUCCCACAUAUCGAAAUGGCCAAGUACGAGGUAGAAGUGUCUGUUCAAGACCCAGGCAGACCGACGGCUUCAAACCACGUCCUAGCAUCUUCGCCUUAUUUUACCAUCGCCAAGUCAGAGGAGGAGGACAGUUCGGCUGAUUCUAGCAAUGCAAGGCUUCCACUCCCUCGAGAAAAAGAACCCCAGCAGCUUACAGUACAAUAGCCCCCCAGCGGAACGAUAAUAUUACCGUCUAAGCCAACGAACCAGCCUAAUCAGAAUGGAGGAAUUAAUAGUAACACCGCAAUUGCGGCUGGGCUAGUUGUGCCAGUGGUUGUCAUACUCGCGGUUUUUGGGUUCGUGUGGAUGCGCCGACGGCAGAGGAGAAUACUUGAAACAAGGAGAAAAGAAAGGGGGCAGCUCUGUAUUGACUAAAAGAGGCCUCGGAUGUCGUUGAUUUAAUGUAAUAAGCCCUAGUUCUUUUUGACGAUGUUGAAGAGAUUUGCUUAUAGAAUAUGGGAUGCCCCUGUAUCCCCGUUUAUUCCUAAACAAUUUUCAUCCCAUCUCCUGUGAGGCGCUAUCACGUGUGGAUGGAAUGCCGGCGUGGCUGAGAAAUGCGAGAUAUCUGUAAAGUAAAACGGAGCUCUCGUUUAUCUACUCUGGGAUCGCGAAGUAGGCCUGACUCAAUGAAGUAACAUUGGAAGAUCUACUAUCGUAUUUGGUAAUUGCGUGCCUACUACAAGAUAGAGAGAGACUGGCGUUGAAGUCAGCAUUUAUAUAGAAAGUCGCAUUCGUAAUAGCUAUGUGCAUAAAUAUACGGAGUUGGGUGGUCC
Molecule: messenger RNA, 1176 nt
Organism: Hypoxylon fragiforme
Lineage: Eukaryota; Fungi; Ascomycota; Sordariomycetes; Xylariales; Hypoxylaceae
Exons: 2
Coding region: 98-568 (156 amino acids)
Source: RefSeq, a predicted model, not a curated record